UUCUGUCAAGUAUAAAUAGCUUGUGUGUUUACAGUUAGCCAGAUAGAGUCCUUUGUUAGUGGAAUCGUACUAGUGUCAUAAUGUGCGGGCUGCGUAACAAUCUACGCAUUGUCCCAUAAUUCAUCGUUGGGAGUUUAAAAAAAUAUAUUUUCAGAAACGGUCUUUUUUUUCCCCUGAGGGCUUUUUUCCCCUCUUACCGCUUUUGUCUACUAACCAAGAAGGAAGCCUCAAUCGGAAACCAUUCUAAGGUCAUCUUGAGUCUCCUUUGAAACCCUGUCGCCAUGGUGUUGAUUCUGGGCAGACGGAUGAACAGGGAGGACAACGGCAUCAGAGACUCACCGGCUGUAAAACGAAAGGUAUUUGAAGUGGACUCUAAGACACUGGCCAGCCAGGAAGUGUUAGACUUCUGCUCCGGCUCCUCGCACUCCGAGGGCAUCCUGCAGGUGUUCAACGAGUUCCGCGACUGCCGCCUGUUCACCGACGUGGUCAUCAGCGUGCAGGGCCGCGAGUUCCCCUGCCAUCGGGCCGUGCUCUCGGCGUGCUCCUCCUACUUCCGAGCCAUGUUCUGCAACGAUCACCGCGAGAGCCGCGAGAUGCUGGUGGAGAUCAACGGCAUUCUGGCCGAAGCCAUGGAAUCCUUCCUCGCUUACGUUUACACCGGCCGUGCCAAGAUCACCACGGAGAAUGUCCAGUUCCUCUUCGAGACCUCCAAUCUCUUCCAGAUCGCCACGUUACGUGACGCUUGCGCCAAAUUCCUGGAGGACCAGCUGGACCCGUGCAACUGCCUGGGCAUCCAGCGCUUUGCGGACGCUCACUCCCUCAAGCAGCUGGCCAGCCGUUGCCGCUGUUACGCUCUGGCCAAUUUCUCCGAGGUGGCCCAGCACGAGGAGUUCCUUGACCUCCGCAAGGAAGAGCUGGAAGAGUACAUCGACAGUGACGAGCUGUCCAUUGGGAAGGAGGAGUUGGUGUUUGAGGCCGUGAUGCGCUGGGUUUACCACAGUGUGGAGCAGCGCAAGCCCAUGCUGAAGGCCUUGCUCCAUCAUGUGCGCCUGCCACUUUUGCACCCCAACUACUUUGUCCAGACGGUGGAAGGAGACCAGAUCAUCCAGAACGCUCCGGAGUGCUACCAUCUCCUCCACGAAGCCAGGCGCUACCACGUGCUUGGAAAUGAAAUGAUGUCUCCCAGAACCCGGCCGCGCAGGUCAACUGGUUACUCGGAGGUGAUUGUGGUGGUUGGCGGUUGCGAGAGAAUAGGGGGCUUCAACCUGCCCUACACCGAGUGCUACGAUCCAGUGACGGGGGAGUGGAAGUCGCUGGCCAAACUCCCCGAGUUCACUAAGUCGGAGUACGCCGUGUGCGCCCUCCGCAAUGACAUUCUCGUGUCAGGUGGUCGCAUCAACAGCAGGGACGUGUGGAUGUAUAACUCGCAACUCAACCUGUGGAUCAGAGUGGCGUCAUUAAAUAAAGGCCGCUGGAGACACAAGAUGGGUGUCCUGCUGGGCAAGGUUUACGCUGUGGGUGGCUACGACGGCCAAAGCCGCCUGAGCAGCGUGGAGUGUUAUGAUUCCUUCUCAAACCGCUGGACAGAGGUGGCGCCCUUGAAGGAGGCGGUGAGCUCGCCGGCCGUGGCCAGCUGCGCCGGCAAGCUCUUCGUGAUAGGAGGAGGGCCUGACGACAAUACCUGUUCAGACAAGGUCCAGUGCUACGAUCCAGAGAGCGACACUUGGCUCCUCCGCGCCAACAUCCCCAUCGCCAAGCGCUGCAUCACAGCCGUGUCGCUCAACAACCUCGUGUACGUGUGCGGCGGUCUCACCAAGUCCCUCUUCUGCUACGACCCCGUGGAGGACUACUGGAUCCAUGUGGUGCAUACUUUUGGAAAACAGGAGAGCUGCGGCAUGUCGGUUUGCAACGGGAAGAUCUUCAUCCUGGGCGGCCGAGGCGAAAACGGCGAAGCCACCGACACCAUCAUUUGUUAUGACCCGGCCACAGGCAUCAUCACAGGGGUGGCUGCUAUGCCACGUUGCAUCUCCUACCACGGCUGCGUAACCAUUCAUCGCUUCAACGACAAGUAUCACAGGCCAUGAGCGGAAACACGCAUGCACUUCCCAUGUUUGAAUGCAUCAACACACACUUUAUUGCAAGCAUGAUUCAGUUAAUUUAUUUUCUCACGGCAUCAUGUAGCAACACUCAUCGCGGUGCUGUGAACACUUUAUUAGAUAAUCGGAUAAAAUCAUCGGUCAAACACGCAACGGGAUUUCUAGGAAGUGACCCAAGUACGUCCAAAUAAUGGCACAUUAGUUUUUUUUUUUUUUACCUACUUUACAGGGUGUCUAAAAUGUCACUAUACACUUCCAAAUCUCUAUUUUCUCCCUUUUUCUUUUCAGUUAUCAUUCAAACAGAUGAGAGGCUAACAGCAAUCGAGCGCUUAGAUUUAAUAAAAAUAAUAUUGUCGUAUAAUUGGACAGCUUGAUCAAAUAUGUUCCAAAUCUGAAAUGCUUCCCUUCAUCUCGCUUUUCCGUUCAUUCAAUUGAACUCUUUCCACUUCCUAUUUUUUGAAGCUUUAUUUUGCAAUGCUAUCAUUUAUAUUAAUCACAUUACUGGUAUUGUUAUUGUAUAAUAUAAGUUAUAAGUGCGUGCAUGUUUUUUUUUAUACAAAGUUAUUGUGUACACAUUUAGCCAUGUGCAUUGUGAUUGCGUCAUAGUAUAGCGGGCAUGUGGGUGGUGGUGUAGAUGUAGUGGGAGAUGUUUUGGUAGACCGAACCUCCCUUAUUCGAGUCUGCUCUGAAUAGAACGGUUGAUGUGCGCGCAACAUUUCCGACGUAGUUUGGAUGGUGUCAGCUCGCUCAGUGUUAACCAAUGCUGCUUACACCUUUCCAUUAAAAGACACAAGAUGUAACUCGGGUUAACCGUAGAUACCUCCGUGUAUGUUUGUGGGUUUGCGAGAGGGAGGAUAUGUUUGAAGCACUAGCCCUGACUAGAGGUCAGUAAAAGUUUUUGUUCCUUUUUUUUUUUUUUACAAUCGAUAUUGAUAGAAAAGCUGUGCUGUGAAUUUUUUGUUUUUUCUUGCAAUAUAUUCUUUUGUUUCUGAGAGCCCCAAUUGUGCACUUUGACAGAAUAAUGUUAAAUAGAUGAGUUGAGCUUUUUUUUUUCUGUAUUGGUAAACAGUUAUUUGCUUUCACAUGACGUGGAGGAGAUUGUGUAGUGCGCCGCUGUUUGGCCACGCAAUGUAACAAUUCAGAUUUGACAACACAGACACGAGAGGGCAAAGUUCACUUGGGGAAAGAUUAGAAAGAUGUGAGAGCUUUGCCUUCGCUUGUGUUCAGCAUUUUUUUUUUAUAAUUUAAGAAGACAUGGAUAUAACAAUCCAUCAAUUAGUUUUUCUCAAACGGACGUCAAUUUCACCGAAUAUUUAAAUCAAUGCGAUAACAUGUUGAAUUGGGUUCCAUUUGAAUUGUUUUCUAUUUUGAGAUUUACACACAUUUGCUUUAAUAAUAUUUACAUUCAUUUUGUGGUUUUAUUUUGUAAUGGGAUUGUGUGUUUUUCACUACAUGUGCAAAAGGUAUCAAGAUCCGAACUAUUUUCUGAAAGAAAAUUAGUUUGAUAUGACGGUAGAAACCAACUUGGGUUAAUUGGAUGUGAUCAUCUUGUCUGGGAUAAAGUGCCUUUAAAAGAAUAAACCAGCAGGGGAAUAUUGAUUUUCUUUUUAUAUGAACCAUUACAAAUGUAUGUUUGAUGUUAUAUUUUACGAUGCUGUUUGUUAGGAUUUAAGAUGUUUUUGUAAUGGUUGACUUGUGUACUAUAUCAAUAAAGUUUUUUCUUUCUCUACAAAAUAA
Molecule: messenger RNA, 3833 nt
Organism: Syngnathus typhle (broad-nosed pipefish)
Lineage: Eukaryota; Metazoa; Chordata; Actinopteri; Syngnathiformes; Syngnathidae
Gene: klhl24a
Product: kelch-like family member 24a
Exons: 8
Coding region: 282-2084 (600 amino acids)
Molecular function (GO): protein binding
Source: RefSeq, a predicted model, not a curated record